UUCAACGAGGUGUCAUCCUUGUUUUGCUGACAUUUACAUGCAUGGCCUGUUUGGUCUCCUCAAGUGAGAUAGAGAAACCCGCCUCUUGUUGUUCAGACGGACUAGGACUCAACUACACCAUACCGAUGUUCCAUGAAUGUAAGAAGGAACUCCAUCCCAAUGGUAGCAUGGUGCAGAAGAUUCCUAAGAUCAUCCCUUACACUGCUAAGGAAGCUGCCUGCCCAAGAAGGAAGAGCAAACUCGGGAUCCCGCCGGGACGCAGGGUGUGCAAAUUCCCAUAUUGUAUUGAAGAUCGCUGUAAGAACGGCUGGUGUGAGGAGACAAUGAAAGGCUACAAGUGUCACUGUUCUCACGGGUAUAGAGGAAGUGACUGCUCUUCACAUUCAACUUCUUCACUGGCAGACAGACCUGUGCCCCCGGCUGAUUCAACUCCACAUUGCCCGAAGAUAACUACUUUUACUGAAUUAACUUCCACCCAAGACGACACGACAACAACAACCGAUUCUACACUCUCUACGACUGCCUCUAACUCUGAAUCAACUUCCACCCAGGACGACACGACAACAACUACUACUACUACACUCUCUACGACUGCCGCUGACUCUGGUAAGACAGCAUUCCUCUCUCAUUCUCUGUCGUGUGCACUCCUUCCCUUUUCCCUGAUGAAAUAA
Lytechinus variegatus (green sea urchin) is the source of this 671-nucleotide messenger RNA. RefSeq lists its product as uncharacterized. The transcript is spliced from 6 exons. The record is from RefSeq and is a predicted model, not a curated record. The coding region runs from base 42 to 671 and encodes 209 amino acids. Lineage: Eukaryota; Metazoa; Echinodermata; Echinoidea; Temnopleuroida; Toxopneustidae.